AUGCUCACCAAAACCCUUCUCAGCUCCCUGAGCAUCACUGCCGCACUCGCCUCCCCACUAUCCAAGCGAGCGCGAGACAACACUCAAGCGGCCGGAACAAACCCCAUCAAGUUCACCACGCAAUUCCUCGGCAACCAAGUCGCCGAAAACAGCUGCUCGCACCGCGACCUCGGCUUCACCGGCAAGAUCAAGGAUAAAUGGUACGCCGUCUGGGGGGAUGCCCUCUGGUGCGCUGCCGGCGUCUCGGAUCCUGAGAAAGACACGAGUGGAUUCCAUGGCAUGGUCCGCGAUGCAGUCUCGGUUGUGACCGGCGAUCCCCUCAAAGUCCAUGACCUUAACUUGAACAAAGACUCCCCCGUGCCCCACCAGAACCAAUUCGUCCCAUUCAACACCGCCUGGGGCGAGACGAAUAUGUUUGGUUUUGGUGGGACGAGCUUGUGCGAGGUGGACUAUAACUCCGCCACGGGUGUCGUCUUCUACCUUGUCAACGCAAACGAGCAAGGCCUCAAAGGAGCCGGCGUAGGCAAAGUCGAAGUCCUCAACGGCACGCCCACCGUAACCAAACGCUUCGGCAGCAACGGCUUCUGGUGGGACCAAAGCCAGUUCCCGCGCUACGGCGACGUGGCCGCUUAUCGUGACGAGAAUUCCGACUUCAUUUAUGCAUGGGGCGGGCCGCCGACCCGCUUCUCCGGCGAUUUCGUCCAGGGUGGGUACAACUACCUGACCCGGGUCAAGGCGUCGAGUGCCUUUGAUAUGAGUCAGUACGAGUACUAUUACGGAGCUUCUGGUGGCUGGAUCAAAAAUAAGCCGCAUGACCAGUUCGGGGCGGAUGUGGCGGUGUUCUGGAAUGUUGGGCAGGGACAGAUGGUUUAUAGCCAGUUUUAUAAGUGCUAUAUCUUUGUACAUCUUGGACCCGGUAGCAGCGAUGUCUUUCUUCGCACUGCCACGAAGCUCGAAGGUCCGUGGACUCCUGAUGUCAAGGUCUUCCAUGCGACGCCUAACAAUGGUGGACUUGUCUACGCUGGUGUUGCUCACCCGUACUUGGAUACGUCAGGUCAGACGCUCGUCAUUUCGUACACCAAUAACAACAAGAUCGAGGUUAUCAAGGUUAAGUUUUCAAAAUAA
Pseudomassariella vexata is the source of this 1125-nucleotide messenger RNA. RefSeq lists its product as uncharacterized. The transcript has 3 exons. The record is from RefSeq and is a predicted model, not a curated record. The coding region runs from base 1 to 1125 and encodes 374 amino acids. NCBI's taxonomy places the organism in Eukaryota, Fungi, Ascomycota, Sordariomycetes, Amphisphaeriales, Pseudomassariaceae.